This is a messenger RNA of Nicotiana tabacum (common tobacco), 1008 nucleotides long. The record is from RefSeq and is a predicted model, not a curated record. NCBI's taxonomy places the organism in Eukaryota, Viridiplantae, Streptophyta, Magnoliopsida, Solanales, Solanaceae.
AUGCCACCCAUGGGUGGUUUCAAAACUAUGCCCAGCCCGGACCCUUUUACGUUUGAAGCCUCAUCCGUAAAAAGGACACAUACCCUUGAUGAUGUACCUGAUUUCAACAGUUCUUUUUCGGCUUCGGGCUGGGUUGGAGUCACUGUCUGUGAUUGCUAUUUGGUGUCCUAUUCUCCUUCCGGGCCCGGGCCCUUUAUCGGCAAAAGUGAGGACAUUGGUUUGGCUUCAUCGACGGCGAACAUUUCUUUUGCGGCUGGCUGCUUCGCGUAUACCGUUUUGACAUCUCCCGAUGCCGGAAAUUUAAGGAUCUGUGCGCUUAAGCAUCGGUUCCCGGGGGGUAUCGGUGCCACCGAUGAUCAUGUGGAUAAUGUGUUGUGGUUCUUCUUGCUAGUUCUGCUUGCUGACAUCCCUACUUCUAAAAUGGCUCUUUGCUCUAUCACUCAGAAACUCCCGAAGGUCCGUACGGGGCUCUGUUCUGGGGGUGACCUCUCGAGGUGGGUUGGAAACCGGCCUGCUUUGUGCGCGAGUUUGGCUCUCAUCGGAAGUUUGGGAAGCAGUAAUAAUGAAGCUGGAGUUGUGAAUAUAACAGUAACCAAUUCGGUUUUCACAAAGACACAGAAUGGUGUUAGAGUAAAGUCAUGGGCAAGACCAAGUGGUACCUAUGCUAAAAAUCUCAUGUUCAGAAAUCUUAUAAUGAGGAAUGUUGGGUACCCCAUAAUCAUUGACCAAAACUAUUGCCCUGAUAAUAGUUGCCCUCAUCAGAAUUCAGGAGUAAAGGUGAGUCAAGUAACAUACAAGAAUGUGAAAGGAACAUCGUCCACACAAGUAGCCAUGAAAUUUGAUUGCAGUUACACAAAUCCAUGCACCGGAAUCAAACUGCAAGACAUAAAGCUUACUCACAUUGAUCGCCUAAGAAGACCAGCAAUAUUGUACUGUAGAAAUGCAAGGGGAAGACAUAGCGGCACAGUCAUUCCCAAGGGUUGCUUCUGAAAGAAUGAAGAAAAAAAA